Molecule: messenger RNA, 3609 nt
Organism: Rotaria sordida
Lineage: Eukaryota; Metazoa; Rotifera; Eurotatoria; Philodinida; Philodinidae
Source: the annotation of a GenBank genome assembly
AUGUUAUGCUUAUUGCUUAUACUUCCUAUAAUAAGUGUAACUAGUCGUUCAUGUAAUAUUAAUGAUCAUUCAUCUUCAAACGCGAUAACAGAUCGUAUUAUUGAAUUAGUUACUCAUGGUGCAUUUCGUGGUGUAACUUAUAAUCGAUUAGCUGCAUUAGCUGAUACAAUAGGUCCGCGUUUAUGUGGAAAUGAAUCAUUAACUAAAGCUAUUGAUUGGGUACAAAAUGCUAUGAUUAAUGAAGGUCUUGAUAAUGUUCACAUCGAAGAAGUUCAAAUACCUCAUUGGGUACGAGGUGAAGAACAUGCUCGAUUACUUCAACCUCGUAAUACAAAAUUAUCAAUGCUUGGUUUAGGUAAUUCAAUUGGUACGGGAGCAAAAGGUAUUCAAGCAUCUGUACUUGUUGUUCGAUCAUUUGAUGAAUUAAAUGUAAGAUGUGAAGAAGCUCGAAAUAAAAUUGUUGUUUUUAAUCCUCAAUGUGAUUGGAAAACCCAACCACUUAGUUGUUAUGGUUCUGUUGUUAGUUAUCGUUUUGCUGGAGCAUCACGUGCUGCUAAAUGUGGAGCAUUAGCUUCUCUUAGUCGAUCAGCUGCAUCACGUUCAAUUGAUUCACCACAUACAGGUGUUAUGGGAUAUGAUCCAGCAUAUCCAAAAAUUCCAGCUGGAUCACUUUCUGUUGAACACGCUGAUAUGCUUGAUCGUUUUCAACAACGGAAUCAAUCUAUGGAAAUAUUUCUCUAUAUGGAAGCACAAACAUUACCUGAUGUUAUUGGUUAUAAUCUUGUAGCUGAAGUACAAGGUUCAACAUUACCUGAUGAAACUGUUCUUGUUAGUGGUCAUUUAGAUAGUUGGGAUGUUGGUCAAGGAGCUAUGGAUGAUGGUGGUGGUGCAAUGAUUUCAUGGACUGUUCUUUCUUUACUUCAUGCAUUAAAUAUUCGAGCUAAACGAACCAUACGUUGCGUUUUAUGGUCAUGUGAAGAAUUUGGUGGUGUUGGUGCUGAUCAAUAUUUUGAUGCUCAUGAAAGUGAAGUACCGAAAAUGAGUAUUGUGAUGGAAUCAGAUCUUGGAGUAUUUCAUCCACAAGGUUUACAAUUUCAAGGCAAACCUGAAGCACAACAAAUUAUCGAAACUAUAUCGAAACAAUUGACAUCAAUCAAUGCAACUCAGGUGGUAUCAGGAGGUGGCGGUGAAGACAUUGAUCCAUGGGUGCAACAUGGAGUUCCUGGUGCAUCACUUCUUAAUGAUAAUUGGGAUUAUUUUGCAUAUCAUCAUUCAAAGGGUGAUACAAUGAACGUACUUAAUUCAACUGAUGUUGAUUUAGCAGCUGCUGUUUGGGCUGUGUAUGCUUUUUCUAUUGCCGAUCUUGAUAAUCUUUUACCGCGAAAAAAUGAUGGUAAAAGUGAAAAACAAACCAGAAUUAGAGCAAAAUUAACUGAUGAUAAUGAUCCAUCAUCACCAUAUAGAGCUGUUGAAGUUCUUGAUCAACUUCAAACUCAACUUGAAAAAAAAGUGCAUACAUUAGCUGUUAUACCUGAUUUAUGUCUUAAACGUUAUGCUGAUAAAGAAACAAUGGGUAUUAGAGAAAUUCUUGAUGUUGAAGAAGAAAAACUACGAAAUGGAAAAAUUUAUAAAAAGUUUAUAUUGGGUGAAUAUAAAUUUACAACAUAUCGAGAAGCUUGUGCUCAUAUUGAUGCGAUUGGUCGUGGACUUUUAUCACUUGAUGCAAAACCAGGUGAUAAAAUUUUAAUUUUUUCUGAAACACGUUCUGAAUGGUUAUUAACUGCAUUUGCUGCUUUUCAACAUGGUUUAACUCUUGUUACACUUUUACCGACAUUGAAUGAGGAAGCUGCUAAACAUGCAAUUAAUGAAUCACAAGUUAAAAUUAUUAUUACUUCGCAAGAUCUUACUUCUAAGCUUGAAAAUAUAUCAAAUCACAUAAAAAAUGUUCGUCAUAUUAUUUAUUUUCCUGCUCUUGCUAAGCCACAAACAACUAAAAUACCAAAAGAUAAAAAUAAUAUUCAAUAUAUUCCACUGGCUAAAUUAGAAGAACAAGGAAAAAAUGCAUAUAUUGAUGAUUACAUUUUGCAACAACGACCUGAGAAACAAGAUAUUGCUGUUAUUAUGUAUACUAGUGGAAGUACUGGAAUACCAAAAGGAGUAUCAAUAACACACGAAAAUAUUGUUGCUGCAAUGACUGGUCAAAAAGAACGUGCUCUUCCAGUAAUUGACGUUGACAAUGAUGUUUAUAUAGCUUAUUUACCGUUAGCUCACAUUCUUGAGCUUUGUUGUGAAAUUUUAAUAUUUUAUAUGGGUAUAAAAUGUGGUUAUUCAUCUCCUCAAACAUUAACUGACCAAUCAACAGCUGUUAAACAUGGUCAAAAAGGAGAUAUGCAAGUUCUUCGACCACAUUUAAUGACUUGUGUACCUACAAUUCUUGAUCGUAUUCAUAAAGCAGUUAAUGAAAAAAUUAAUCAAACAAAUUUUUUUAAACGUCAAUUAUUUUAUUUAGCAUAUGCUAUUAAAGUUAAACGUUUAGAAUCAGGUCUCGAUAGUCCAUAUCUAAAUCGAUUAAUAUUUUCUCAUUUUAAUCAAUCGAUUCUUGGUGGUCGACUUAAAGCAAUGUUAUGUGGUGGUGCUGUUUUAGCUGAAGAUACUCAACGCUUUGUUCAAGCUGCACUUUGUGCUACAGUUUUUCAAGGUUAUGGUCUUACAGAAACAUGUGCUGCUGGAACUAUUGCUGAUCAAUUUGACAUAACAAGUGGUCGUACAGGAUAUCCACUUGUUUCAUGUGAAAUUCGUUUAGUUAAUUGGGAUGAAGGUCAAUUUAAAGUUACUGAUAAACCGAAUCCACGAGGAGAAAUUCUUAUUGGUGGAAAAGUUGUUGCUAAGGAAUAUUUUGGUGAAGCAUCAAAAGAAAAUGUUAAUUUUAAAGAAAUUAAUGGAACGAGAUAUUUUUGUACUGGAGAUAUUGGAGAAAUUUUUCCUGAUGGAACAAUUAAAAUUGUUGAUCGAAAAAAAGAUUUGAUUAAAUUACGUGGAGGAGAAUAUGUAUCUUUAAACAAAGUUGAAACAGCAAUUAAUAAAUUAUCAAUUAUUGAUAAUUGUUGUGUAUGUGCAUCAUCUUCAUCUGAACACACUGUUGCUUUAAUUUGUCCAAAGUCUAAGGAAAUGGCAAGUUUUACAGAAAAAAAUUUUAAUGAAAAAGAUUGGCAAAAAUUAGUUGAUGAUGAAAAAUUUAACGAUGCAAUACUUAAAGAAGUUCAAGAUGCUUGUAAAAAAGGUGGAAUUGAAGGAUUUGAAGUUCCAAAAUGUAUAAAAGUAGUAACCGAUGCUUGGACACCUGAAACUGGUCUUGUUACUGAUGCACUUAAAUUAAAACGAAAAGCAAUUGAACAAAAAUAUAAAGAUGAUAUUGAACAACUUUAUGAAGAUGAACCAAAACAAGGUAAAUCUAAAUCGAAUAAAGAUGAUUCGAAAGAAAAAUCAGAUGACGGUGAUAAAAAAAAUUCGAAAGAAGAAUCAAAUAAUAAAAAUGAUUCAACAGGAAAUCCAACAGAGGUUGAUGAAGGUGUUGUUUCAAAUGAUGAUGACAAUAAAAAAAAUCAAUAA